Molecule: messenger RNA, 2397 nt
Organism: Penicillium maclennaniae
Lineage: Eukaryota; Fungi; Ascomycota; Eurotiomycetes; Eurotiales; Aspergillaceae
Product: WAPL family protein
Exons: 3
Coding region: 1-2397 (798 amino acids)
Biological process (GO): regulation of chromosome condensation
Source: RefSeq, a predicted model, not a curated record
AUGGAUCACUCGCAAUCCCGAAACCGAAGACUGGCUACAUACGGUGCAUCCACGAAUCAACCUCCUCCCAAAACCACAGCCGCAAGCACUUCGACGACCAAAGGGACUACAGCUCCUGUGAGAAGAGUGCGUGACUCUCGGCUAUUGGAGCAUAAACCCAAAGGCACCGAGAACCGGGCAAAGCGAUCAACACGUCCAAGCGCUUCUCUGGCUUCCGCCCUCAAAGAACCGCGAACCUCCACUGAAGAUAGCAUCUACGAUUUACCAUCAUCAGACGAUGGAGUCCAGCAAGGUAUCAGUGAGCGAAAGCGAAAGCGCCAGGGCCCUGGUGGAAGUGACCCCUUAAGUGAGAAUGGCUCUCCAUGGACGAGGAAGGCCGUACGGGACCACAAAAGGCUAGUCGGGCGAAUGCAAGGGGAUAAACUGCUCCAUAAUCAGACAUUAACAGCAGUCCCUGCAUCCGAACGGCCCGUCGAGUCCACAGAGGCAGAGGCCUCUUUCCUCGAUGAUCGCCAACUGAUGCGGCAAGCUCACAAUGCAGAUUCUGUUGAGAAUGAAAGGCAGGUCUCCAGCGAUCCUGCGUCUCCUAGUCCCCGUCAGGUGGCUCGAACAACUGCUGAAAGCACCCCUACCGGUCGAAGGAGACUGAUUGAUUCACUGGCUACCACGGGACAGUCAGAUGAUGAAAUGGCCCCUCAAAUCCCCCUCGACAGUCCACUGCCCUCGUCCUUUGAUCGCCGCAGCUCAAGUCAACCAAAGGAUACUGUAUCACGAAUUGUCCCAGUUCAAAGCCAAGCACAGGGCUAUGGGCAGGACUCUACUGUUCCCGUAUCCCCUCAUCUUCGAGGCUCCAAAGUAACAUAUGCACGCCAACGUUCCUUUUUGGACGACCUUGUGGGUCAGGCCCUCCCCACCGACCUAGAGCAGCUUGACACGUUGAAUUCACCGCGUGAAUCCAGCAGGCACAUGCCUAGUGCACGUCUAUUCGCGGAUGAUGAUGUCAACGACGACGAUGACGACGGCACUGUCCGUAGCAUCUACGAAUUGCGUCAGGCUGGCGGGAACGCUCGCCAUCGGGGAGCCGUCGAGUCGAUUUUUGAGGAUAUUGAGGAUCCGCUCAAUUCGGUAUCUGGCCGAAGCAGUGCCUUGUCCCAACUCUGCGAGAAAUUGUUGGAUUCCAAGCAAGUCCGGCAAUUCUUUGACUGUGGUUUCGAUAAGAGACUUGUGGACUGUCUUUCUCCUGACUUCGAAAUUGUCCCUGCCACGGUCAUUCUUUGCGCCUUUGCCCUUGCCUUUCAGGGUAGGUCGCUACCGUACAUUCUCGCGGCGGCUGCAUGGCCGAAGCUUCUGAACUUAUCUUCUAUCUUACUCAGCGUCCAAGAUAAUAUUAUUCUCAUGAUGCAAAAUCAGGAGAGCCACCUAUCUCGACCUAUUCAGGCCUUUGUCCGAAAGACUGCCUCUGAAAUCAAUUCGGUAUUGCUUCCGGAAUCCACUUCCAUGCAGCUCUCUCCCAGCUUUUUGGUUUUAAAGUGUCUCAAGAUCACCCUCUCGGCCUUCCAGGAGAAGGGCGACAUGCCCAGUGCACUUCCUACACUCUUGUUGAAGCAAUUGGUGGAUCUUCUACUUUUUCGAAGUUCUGAGGAUGAUACUCGCAGUUCAUCUGCUGUCCAAAACGCCCAAAGAUGCAUACUAUCUCGGGGGGGGGCCCCUCAGCAAGCGAACCGAGACAUUCUUACUUUGCUGAAAGACAUGCACGAAUUACUCUACUUGAAGAACGAUUCAGACACAACCGGCCAGCAAAUACAGAGGCUAUAUAUCCGGGUAAUCUUGAACAUCACCAACAAUGAUCCAAUGCUGUGCGAUAGCUUUGCAACAUCUGCGAUGAUUGGACAGCUAGCUGAGGUUGUGAUUACUAACUUUGGUGAUUUGACCGAGGAUUCUCUCUCAGAGGAGAAUAACCCUCUGGACACGGUGAUAUUGGCUUUAGGGGCCCUCAUCAACCUGACUGAACAAAGUGGAGCAUCCCGCACCAUGUUCCUUAAAGCUACGCGCGGUAGCAAGUCUCUUCUUGAUCGACUAUUGCUUCUCUUCGUAGAUAAUGUUGAUUCAACUUCCAAGGCUAAUUCCGUUUUGGAAGUGCAUCAUAAUGUCACAGUGGGUUACCUAGCAGUGCUACUUCUGGUGCUUUCCCUCGAUAUGGAUGCCCGAAGACAAAUUCGGAAGCCCAUGCAGUCCAACGGGCUAGUAAUGGUUAUGUCUACCGUCGAUGAGUUCUUGCAGUACCAUCGAAAGAUCGAACAGGAAUUGAACCCGCUCCAGACCCAGGGAAAGGCGAGUGGUUUCCUUGUUCGUCUCCAGAGCCUUGUCAGCCAGGUUCAACAGAGUGAAUGUGGCUGA